Messenger RNA from Rotaria sp. Silwood2, 1332 nucleotides. Lineage: Eukaryota; Metazoa; Rotifera; Eurotatoria; Philodinida; Philodinidae. The record is from the annotation of a GenBank genome assembly.
AUGAAAAUCUAUUAUUCAAUUGUUGUGGAUGAAGAACUUAAAGAAUGUAAUGAACUUAUGAAGGAUGAAACUAAAUUAAAUGAAGUUCUUGAUCGAUUAUUACUACUUGAACAACAAACUCAUACUGCAGCUGAGACAAUCUCUACAGGAUGUGUUCUUGUUGCUAUUGUUAAAUAUUGUUAUCAAGCAAAACAAUGGGAAAAAAUGAAUGAACAUAUAAUAAUAUUAUCAAGACGUCGUAGUCAAUUAAAACAAGCUAUUACAAAAAUGGUACAAGAAGCCUAUGAACUUGUUGAAAAAACACCUGAUGUAGAUACAAAACUUAAAUUAAUUGAAACACUUCGUACAGUUACAACAGGAAAAAUUUUUGUUGAAAAUGAACAUGCACGAUUAACAAAAAAAUUAGCUGAUGUUUAUGAAAGUCAAGAUAAAACAAAAGAAGCAGCAGAAAUUUUACAAGAACUGCAAGUAGAAAUUUAUGGAACAAUGGAUCGUCGUGAAAAACUUGAAUUUUUACUUGAACAAAUGCGUUUAUGUUUAGCUACACACGAUUUUAUUCGAACACAAAUUAUAUCAAAGAAAAUUAAUAUAAAAAUUUUUGAAGACGGAGCUUCACAUGAUUUAACAUUAAAAUAUUAUGAAUUGAUGAUUGAAAUGGAUUUACAUGAUAAAAAUUAUUUUCAUGUUUGUCAACAUUAUAAGCAUUACUAUGAAAUACCAAGUAUAAAACAAGACUCUGAAAAAAUGAAACAAGCAUUAAAAUAUGUUGUACUCUAUUUGAUUUUAUCAUCAUAUAACAAUGAACAAUCAGAUUUUUUACAUCGUUUAUUUCUCGAUAAAAAUCUUGAAAAAAUUCCAAAAUACAAAGAAAUAUUACAACGCUUUAAAACUCAAGAACUUAUUCAUUGGAAAGAUAUUCUUAAAAGUUGUGAAAAUGAACUUAAAAAUGGUACAAAAGAAGAUCCAGCAACAAAUGUUUUUAUUAGUAAUGAAGAUGGAGAAAAGCUUUGGGAAGAGUUUAAAGUUCGUGUUGUCGAACAUAAUAUGCGUAUUAUGGCAAAAUAUUACACUCGUGUUCGUACGCGAAAAAUUGCUGAAUUACUUGAUUUAACAAAAGAAGUAGCUGAACAUUUUUUAUCAAAUCUUGUUUCAAAUAAAAUAGUAAAUGCUAAAAUAGAUCGUCUACAAGAUAUAGUUACAUUUCAAGAAAAGAAAUCACCACAAGAAAUCCUUAAUGAAUGGUCGACUAAUCUUGAUUCAUUAAUGACAAUUAUUAAUAAGAUAUGUCAUUUAAUUAAUAAAGAAGAAACUGUUCAUGCUGUACAAACAUAA